Messenger RNA from Scleropages formosus (Asian bonytongue), 591 nucleotides. Its product is annotated as beta-crystallin A4-like. The record is from RefSeq and is a predicted model, not a curated record. Gene Ontology annotation, molecular function: structural constituent of eye lens. Gene Ontology annotation, biological process: lens development in camera-type eye; visual perception. Lineage: Eukaryota; Metazoa; Chordata; Actinopteri; Osteoglossiformes; Osteoglossidae. Bases 1 to 591 code for a protein of 196 amino acids. The transcript has 5 exons.
AUGAAUCACCAAUGUUGCAAGUUUACCGGCCACUGGAAGAUCAUCGUGUUCGACGAAGAGUGCUUCCAGGGUCGCCGUCAUGAGUUCACCUCUGAGUGCUGCAACGUCAUGGAGUUCGGCUUCGAGACCGUGCGCUCGCUGAGGGUGGAGAGCGGAGCGUGGGUGGGCUACGAGCACGCGGCGUACCAGGGCCACCAGUUUGUGCUGGAACGCGGGGACUACCCCCAGUGUGACUCCUGGGGCGGCAGCAACGCCUACCCCAUCGAGAGGCUGACGUCCUUCAGACCCAUCUCCUGUGCUAUCCACAGGGAGUGCCGUAUGUCCAUUUAUGAGAAGGAGAACUUCCUGGGCCGCAGGGGGGAAGUGAGCGAUGACUACCCCUCCCUGCAGGCCAUGGGCUGGUGCAACAACGAAGUGGGAUCCAUGCGAGUCCACUCUGGAGCGUUCGUUUGCUACCAGUACCCCGGUUACCGUGGCUACCAGUACAUCAUGGAGUGCGACCGUCACUGCGGAGAGUACAAGUACUUCAGAGAGUUCGGCUCCCAUUCGCAGACCCCCCAGAUUCAGUCCAUCCGCCGCAUCCAGCAGUAG